AUGAAGACAAGCAGCCUCCUACUGUUCACAACAACCGUCUUCCUUUGCCUUAGCGAGGUGCAGCCUAGGAAAGGAGUUACAUCGAAACAGGGGUACUGCCCGGAGUUUCUUCUUGACUGCCCGUUUGUCCUGUUACCCGUAUGCAAACGUGAUAAAGGGUGCAAGGGCUCCAAAAAGUGCUGUUUCUACUACUGUCAGAUGCGGUGUGUGGACCCCUGGACAACCUUGACUUGA
Apodemus sylvaticus (European woodmouse) is the source of this 234-nucleotide messenger RNA. Its product is annotated as WAP four-disulfide core domain protein 15A. The record is from RefSeq and is a predicted model, not a curated record. The coding region runs from base 1 to 234 and encodes 77 amino acids. Lineage: Eukaryota; Metazoa; Chordata; Mammalia; Rodentia; Muridae. The transcript is spliced from 2 exons. Gene Ontology annotation, cellular component: extracellular region. Gene Ontology annotation, molecular function: peptidase inhibitor activity.